This is a messenger RNA of Rosa chinensis, 1439 nucleotides long. RefSeq lists its product as uncharacterized. The transcript has 3 exons. Lineage: Eukaryota; Viridiplantae; Streptophyta; Magnoliopsida; Rosales; Rosaceae. The record is from RefSeq and is a predicted model, not a curated record. Bases 436 to 1071 code for a protein of 211 amino acids.
AUUCCUCCGGAUAUCAACUGUAAAAUCUAACAUUAACCCAUUUUGGGAUCCCCAGUUUAGGGUUCUAUUAUAGUACUUUUUAGCCUACUUAUAUACCAUAGUCCAAGUCCUCAUCUAGAUUCUCACCUAAUACGAAUUUCAUAUUCCCAAGGAAUCAUUGGCACGUACAAUCUCAUGGCUCACAGUGGGGAUUUUGCUCCCCGGGUUUUAUCAUGUCUGUCUAUGCAUAAAGCAGGUCAAGUGUGACCCCACCUAAUGAGGAGAUGAUUGAAGAAUGUCGAGCAGAAAACUUGUGUCGAUGGACGAUGCCUUUCGGCUUAUUGGGCUUUUUUUAAUCGGACAAACUAUAAAAACCGAGUCUCCCUCUGUUUAACAUGCAAUUAAGGAGAAAAAAAAAAUUCGCAGUUCUCAAUAUCCCCGAGACCUAGAGAGUAGAUGAAGAAGCGAAAACGCGAAAUCGAAGAGGACUGCCGCAGCGGGAAGCGCCGCCGUAUCGAUGACGCGUCCGGCCGUUCUGAUUACUCCGAUGAGAUCGAGACUCAUAAAGGGGAACCGCUAACACCACGUGGGAAUUCGAAGUUGAAACGAAAGCGUCGUCGUGGUCCUGCCUGUUCCGAAUGUGGUCUUCCCUGUAGCAGAGCCUAUACCAGAUAUGUGAAGCCUCCUUUACCAGAGGGAUAUGGUUACCUUCCAUGGUCAAUGGGCGUGGAUAUGAAUGGUCACUACCAUGAAGAGAUUUCUGAUGAGAUUGCUUUCAUGUCUUGUGACCGUUGUGGCAAGUAUGGUGACCACUGGGAUGCCCAUUGCCCAAAUCCCAUCAAUGACCCUCCAGAACCAGAAGAAAUUGAUCCUGGUGUUCACCGUUAUUCGUGGAAGUAUGUAUUGAGGGAUUUCAAAGGGAAACCGGAACCACCACGUAGGAAGGCAGUGAAAUUGAAGGCUCCGAUGUGUGAAUAUUGUGUUCGUCUCCGAAACCAAGCCUAUGCUAGAACUGAAAAGCCUCCUUUACCGGAGGGAUAUGGUUACCUUCCUUCGUCAAUAGGUGUGUAUACGAAUGGUCACUACCAUUAAGAGAUUUCUGGAUGAGAUUGGAUUCGUGUCUUGUGACCGUUGUGGCAAGGAUGGUGACCACUGGGAUGCCCAUUGCCCAAAUCCCAUCAAUGACCCUUCAGAAUCAGAAGAAGAUUGUUCUGCUGCUCGUGGUUAUUCGUGGAAGUAUGUAUUGAGGGAUUUCAAAAAAAAUUCUUGUUAAGUCUCUAUGCAUUAUGUAGUGCACUAUGAACUCUGUAUCCGGUAAAUUAAAUUUCUAACCACUAUGAACUCUGUAUCCAGUAAACUUAAUAUGGAUGCUUGUUUGAAUUUUCAUCACUUUAGAAGUUAUUGACAAUAUGUGGUUUGUGGUAGUACAUUCUUUUUCUAGUAAGCUCAUUCACUGUUCA